GUUUUGAACGACAUGAGGGAACCAUGACGAUGAACACCACAGUAGACAACAUCACCAGCCCCGCAGUGACAACCAACCCAACUCCAACAGCCCCCCCGGCCCACCUCACCGAGUCCUACAGAGUCGCCCUGAUUAUUAUCUACACUGUAGUCCUUCUGGUGGGCAUCACGGGCUUAACCGUCAUGAUCAGCCUGCUAAAAACCAACAUUCGCUCGUUAACCACCAUCGCCUUCCUGAACUUGAUGGUCGCACACUUUCUUUUCCUGCUCACCGUGCCAUUCAGAAUCUACUAUUACGCGUCCCAAACAUGGCAGCUGGGUCAGGGUUUCUGCAAACUGGUCAGCGCCAUGGUGCAUAUCCACAUAUACAUGGUGUUCACCAUCUACUCCAUUCUUCUUACGGUUCGCUUCCUGCAUUUUUACAAGAAAACACAGCGGACUGAGUUCUACAGGCGGCUGCACGGGCUGGGCGCGAGCGCUCUAGUGUGGUGCAUCCUGUUAAUCAUCAUGCUGCCCCUCGUGCUGAUACAAUACGGACACAAAACCAUACCAGAAAACCAGUGCUUCAAAUUUGGGGAUGAAUUACAGGAGCACCAUGUCUACGCCCUGAACAUGGUUCUGUCCAUCCUUAUUAUCACCGUGUCGUGUUUUCAGACCUGCAUCCAGGCGAUCAUCCUACGCCAGAUGAUACUCAAGUACGGAGCCGCCAGCAGCGCCCAGCAGGAGUUUUGGGUCCAAAUAAAAAACCUCAGCUUUGUACUCAUCUUGCUCACUUGCCUGGUACCUUACCACCUUUUUCGGCUACAAUACCUGAACAACACUAAAGACCUUAAUCAGAUCAAUGAAGUGUUUCUGGCCAUCACCGGGCUUACGUGUUUCGACAUGCUGACGUUCACAGGGAAGAGCAUAUGUAAAGUGUGCUGGACAUAAAGCGGAUAAAAACUGUACAUAUAUAGACGCUAUUUUCCGCAUCACUAAAGGUCUGCAGAUGUGAAGCUGGAAACCGUUUUAACAGAAAACGAGUGUUAUACUUAUAACACGGUAAAGACAGUAAAGGUGAAUGAACAUCAGUCUUAGCAAAAUGUAGCCUAUACCAUGUUAGCUGUAAUUUGUGCCAAAAUAGUGGUUAAUACAAUCAUCGGUGACUCUGAAAGCUUUUUACAUUGUUUGAAAAGCAGACCUUUUUCAAACCUGUUUGUUUUUAUUUUUUUUUAUCAUGUAAUUUCUUGUACCAUGACAAAUACAAUAUAGCAUGGUAGGCUAGGCCUAUAUAUUAAAGUAACAGUAGCAAUGCUAUCAUUCGAUA
This is a messenger RNA of Sinocyclocheilus anshuiensis, 1305 nucleotides long. Its product is annotated as probable G-protein coupled receptor 141. Gene Ontology annotation, biological process: G protein-coupled receptor signaling pathway. The transcript is spliced from 2 exons. Gene Ontology annotation, cellular component: membrane. The record is from RefSeq and is a predicted model, not a curated record. Bases 24 to 929 code for a protein of 301 amino acids. Lineage: Eukaryota; Metazoa; Chordata; Actinopteri; Cypriniformes; Cyprinidae. Gene Ontology annotation, molecular function: G protein-coupled receptor activity; oxysterol binding.